Macrobrachium nipponense is the source of this 1120-nucleotide messenger RNA. RefSeq lists its product as uncharacterized. NCBI's taxonomy places the organism in Eukaryota, Metazoa, Arthropoda, Malacostraca, Decapoda, Palaemonidae. The transcript has a single exon. The record is from RefSeq and is a predicted model, not a curated record. The coding region runs from base 116 to 916 and encodes 266 amino acids.
UUCUACAGCUUGCUUAUGCCUUCACUAGCAUUACAGGAAUAUCGUAUCUAAGAAAGGGGCACUGUGCCAUACACACAGCGCGUAGGUAUACAGAGAAUUCUUCAUUUCAAGAGCGAUGAAAGUUAUACUCCUACUGCCAAUAUCACUACCACUCGUGUGCUUGGUGAUAUCAGCUAAAUCAGCUAAUUACCAACUGCUCGUGAUAUCUAACUCGACUAUCUAUCGGGGAGCCAGUCGAAUCCUUACAGAAGACCUGGAUGAAACAGGGUCCGCUCGAUUUUCCAAACUUUUGUGCGCCGCCAUGUGUUUGAACCUCUCCUGGUGUAACUUGUGGUGUCUAGAUCCAGUCGAGAAUUCGACUUGCCACUUAUUCAGGAUGUAUGUCGUGGCUCAAUAUAAAGAGAACAACAUGGCCGACGCCAUCACAUGCUACACGUCAAGCAUCACCGAUUACGUCGUUGGAGCAGCUAUAACAGGGGCGCCGGCAGAUUCGACGAUGGCCGCCAGGGUGAUAAGCAGUUUGAUGGACGGGAUCUACACCAACCAAGCGGGCGAAUGCUACUUCAGCGGAGACAGGUACAACCCGUUCAUAAAACUUGACAUCGGAAGUGCGAAGCCCAUUCGUCGAAUUCUGAUUGUUCUACAACCGAAUUCAAACGUGGUCAAGUUUUACGACAUCGAAGCCAGAGUGGGACUGGAGGACAAAGCAGAGGCCGCCUUCUCAGAGUACCUCUUCUUUGGGACUUUUCCUGGGCCUUCUUCCGUUGCCCAAGAGAUCAUCUUCGAGAAGGACCCUCCCGUAAUGGCUCGCUACGUCACCAUCCAACGAUGGAGCGAUCGUUCGCAGUGUCCCUUUGAGCAAACAAACAAUAACUACUAUUGCAUGAUGCAACUAUGCCAUCUGGAAAUAGGCUAAGACUAAGCAACGUCCUUUAAGGGCCAAGCUUGUUUCCCAAUCACGUCGUGAAGUGUCCGCGUGCAAAUAUAGUAUCUCAGUUUUGUGUUUGCAGUGUAAAAAAUUAUACCCGCAUCGUCUUUAAGUUUUCGAGACAUUUCACAAAGGCAUUCUGGGAUUGGGCACAUUUUCACAGACAUGUUUCUCUUUCUAUAAAACCAAAGA